UUGAAUCGGAUCAUCAGAGAUGCUCGUGUUUUAGAGGCAUCAGCAUCAGUUGCAGUGAAAGGAAUGAGAUCAGAGCAUCAAUGUUUCACUGGGGCAAGUGGAAGAAGAGGAUGGGCGCCAACAGUUCAUCCAAGAGACCGGUGUUCGACGACAAAGAGGAUGUGAAUUUCGAUCACUUCCAGAUCCUCCGAGCCAUCGGGAAGGGGAGUUUUGGGAAGGUGUGCAUCGUGCAGAAACGGGACACGGAGAAGAUGUACGCAAUGAAGUACAUGAACAAGCAGCAGUGUAUCGAGCGCGACGAGGUCCGGAACGUCUUCAGAGAGCUCGAGAUCCUUCAGGACAUUGAACACAUGUUUCUAGUGAAUCUCUGGUACUCGUUCCAGGAUGAAGAGGACAUGUUCAUGGUGGUUGACCUGUUGUUAGGAGGAGAUCUGCGGUAUCACCUGCAGCAGAGUGUUCAGUUCACAGAGGACGCGGUUAAACUCUACCUGUGUGAGAUGACGCUGGCGCUCGACUACCUGCAGAGUCAACACAUCAUACACAGGGACAUUAAACCCGACAACAUCCUGCUGGAUGAACAAGGUCAUGCACAUUUAACGGAUUUCAACAUCGCUACAAUAAUCAAGGACGGCGAGCGAGCCACAGCCUUAGCGGGAACCAAACCUUACAUGGCCCCAGAGAUCUUCCAGUCAUUCGUGAGUGGAGGAACAGGUUAUGCAUUAGAGGUGGACUGGUGGUCGUUGGGCGUGACGAUUUUCGAGGUGCUGCGAGGUUGGAGGCCGUACGAUAUUCACGGCAGUAACUCCGUUGAGUCUCUUCUGCAGUUGUUCAGUACAGUCAGUGUUCAGUACAGCUCAACAUGGCACAAAGAUCUCAUCGCUCUGCUGAGAAAGUUAUUAACUGUAAACCCAGAGCAUCGCUUCAGUAGUCUGGCUCAAAUGCAGACGGCGCCCUACCUCUCCGAUGUCAGCUGGGACGAUGUGUUCGAGAAGAAGAUGGAACCCGGCUUUGUUCCCAAUAAAGGUCGUCUCCAUUGUGACCCGACCUUCGAACUGGAAGAGAUGAUUCUGGAGUCUCGUCCACUUCAUAAAAAGAAAAAACGACUCGCCAAAAACCGCUCGAGAGACAACAGCAAAGAUUCACAGUCUGAGAACGAGUAUCUUCAGGAGUGCCUUGAUGUCGUCCAGCAGGAAUUCAUGAUCUUCAACCGUGAGAAAUUGAAGCGUCGUCAGGAGGAGGGCGGGAUAGGAGUGGACGGCGAAGUAGCAGAAGGAGAUCCAGACGGGGAGGGCGAUGAAGCUGAAGGAGGAACAGAAGAUGAAGAGGCCGAGCUGGAACCUGAGACCUCCAAACUGAGCAUGUGCGGUUCAGUGUGCUCAUCUCCUGGAAGCUGCUAG
Xyrauchen texanus (razorback sucker) is the source of this 1397-nucleotide messenger RNA. RefSeq names its product serine/threonine-protein kinase 32C (gene stk32c). Gene Ontology annotation, biological process: regulation of signal transduction; protein phosphorylation; G protein-coupled receptor signaling pathway. The record is from RefSeq and is a predicted model, not a curated record. The coding region runs from base 81 to 1397 and encodes 438 amino acids. Gene Ontology annotation, molecular function: G protein-coupled receptor kinase activity; ATP binding; G protein-coupled receptor binding. Lineage: Eukaryota; Metazoa; Chordata; Actinopteri; Cypriniformes; Catostomidae. The transcript has 12 exons.